AUGUUGCGUCCCUGUGACUGUGCACUGCGUUCUCCAACAGUCCAAAGGCGCGUCAUCGCACAUCACCUUGUGUCCGCACCUGAGUCGGCACUUUUGGAAAUGACAUUACUUUCUGGACUUCAAAUAACUUUUUGAAAAGGAAAUAUUUCACUUCCGUUACCAUGGCGCAAAGACAAGAAAGGGAAGUGGAGGUCGCGGAGAGGAGAUAUCGGGGAGUUGGUCGCUGUAAAUGUGCCUUUUGGUUUGCGGUGGGCCACGACGUAGUUGGAGUGUUUAUAUUGCUGACCGGAGUGUUUGCAGACAUUUUCUGCCACGACUUGUUCAUCUAUGCAGGAGCCGUCAUCAUCUUCCUCAGUCUCAUCUGGUGGGUGUUCUGGUUCUCGGGGAACAUCGAGGUGCCAUCUGAGGAACUGGAGGAUGACGUUGGCUUGGUCAAACUAAAGAACAAAGGGAUCAGCGGUGUUGUCAGGAAGGUUUCCAACCGUCUCACUAACGGAAUUAGGAACUCAUUCCGAAGGAACGGGAGGGUCAAGGGAGAGGGGCCCCGAACAACGGAUGGAAAUGUUACCUCUAACCAGCAGCAAGCCCCUGUCACUCUUUCCGUUAUUUAUCAGAACACAUCAGAAGCUUCAUCUAAAGAACUUACCAGACAGACACUGGCAAUAUGAUUUUACAGAGCAUUUUCUCUGGAUUCAAGAUCAGUCUGCAGGAACCUGAAGAUGUAUUGCACACUGUGACUGUGCCAACAAAGCUGAUUAGAGUAAUGAGAUUGAUUGCACUCUGACGCUAUAUAAUUGUUCAUAACAUGGAAUUUGACAGUGUCACUGUAAAUGUAACACAUUAUUUUGUACAAUAACAUAUCUCUGCAUUUCUUUCUAAAGUCAUAUUUUGUGAAUUGUUUAUAAACUAUUUAUAGCAAAAUAAAAUGUACAACA
Molecule: messenger RNA, 935 nt
Organism: Salvelinus fontinalis (brook trout)
Lineage: Eukaryota; Metazoa; Chordata; Actinopteri; Salmoniformes; Salmonidae
Product: transmembrane protein 238-like
Exons: 2
Coding region: 162-668 (168 amino acids)
Source: RefSeq, a predicted model, not a curated record